UAAGGUGCAUAGUAUUGAUAACUAUUGCGCGUGCGUAAAACAUCAUCAUCGAAAAAUAGUAAAAUUUUUUAAAAGUGAGCGUGUGACGGAAGACUCUCAGUCAACCGCCAAGUGUGUGGAAAGAAGAAUAAUAACCAAGUGCAAGAUGUUGAUUGUGUGUCUGGCGUUAAUUGGUCUUCUGCAACCAUUAAUUCACGUGGUAUAUGCUCAAGAUCAAUGCACAACACCGAAUCAAGAAGCAGGCGUAUGCAUCAAUAUCAGAAACUGCCAAUUUUUGAUAACAUUGUUAGAAAAGGAAGGCUUAAAAGUCAAAAACUACCUUAAGCAAUCUCUGUGCAGAUAUGAAAACAACGAUCCAUUCGUUUGCUGCCCAAAGAAUUCAGACAGAGAAAGCAAAAUAGAAAAAGAAAAUUUGUAUGGACCCUUGUUACCACCACAGUGUGGUUUCAAUAAUAUUAGUCACACAAGAGUAGUUGGUGGUAACCCAGCUAAACUUGGUGCUUGGCCUUGGCUUGCUGCAUUAGGUUUUCGUAGUUCUUUGAAUCCUUCGCAACCAAGAUGGUUAUGUGGAGGUUCCUUGAUAUCGGCUAGACACGUUUUAACUGCGGCACAUUGCGCAGUUCGUAACGAUUUAUAUAUGGUUCGUAUCGGAGAUUUAGAUUUAUCACGAGAUGAUGAUGGUGCUCAUCCUAUUCAAGUAGAAGUCGAAGAUAAAUUGAUACAUCCUGAUUAUAGUACUACAACAUAUGUAAAUGAUAUUGCCGUUCUCAGAUUAGCACAAGAUAUACAAUUUACAGAAUACGUAUAUCCCAUUUGUCUUCCUGUAGAAGAUAAUCUUCGAAACAAUGCCUUCAAUCGAAACUAUCCCUUUGUUGCUGGAUGGGGAUCAACUGAAACCCGAGGACCAGCUAGCAAUAUAUUAUUAGAGGUACAGUUACCAGUAAUCAGUAAUGAACAGUGCAAACAAGCUUAUUCCAAAUUUAAAGACGCAGAAAUCGAUAAUCGUGUAUUAUGCGCUGCAUACAGACAAGGUGGAAAAGAUGCUUGUCAGGGUGAUAGCGGAGGACCUCUAAUGUUACCGCAACAUCGGUUUUAUUACCAAAUAGGAGUUGUAUCCUAUGGUUAUAAAUGUGCUGAACCCGGAUUUCCUGGAGUCUAUACUAGAGUCACCGCCUUUCUCGAUUUCAUCAUUUCAGCAUUGCAAUAAAGUCAAUAAUGUUUCAAGAAUAAAUUCUAUUUUGAAAAAAGUUGAAAUUUACUAUUGUUCAGAUAAGAAACGAUUGUUUUAUGGUUUACGAUACACGUGUACAUAUAGAUAUAAUUUUGAAAAUAUUACAAAUUAAUUAUAUUGAACUGUUCUCUAUAUUAAUAUAUAAUAAUAAUCUAUAGAAA
This is a messenger RNA of Apis cerana (Asiatic honeybee), 1392 nucleotides long. RefSeq names its product venom serine protease Bi-VSP. Gene Ontology annotation, biological process: proteolysis. Gene Ontology annotation, molecular function: serine-type endopeptidase activity. Lineage: Eukaryota; Metazoa; Arthropoda; Insecta; Hymenoptera; Apidae. The record is from RefSeq and is a predicted model, not a curated record.